GGAGCCCAGCGGCGGGUGUGAGAGUCGGUGUUGUGAGUGGCUUCCAGGAUCCUGCGAUCCAGAGAAGCCAGGGUCUGAGCGGCUCCUCCAGAGUUACUGAUCUAUGAAAUGGCAGAGAAUGGAACAAAUUGUGACCAGAGACAUGGAGCAGUGAGUAAGGAACAGCAUAAAGGGAGUUUCACAGACCCCUCUUCAGUCCAUGAGAAGAGGAGAAGGGAUCGGGAAGAAAGACAGAAUGUCGUCCUGUGGAGACAGCCGCUCAUUACCUUGCAGUAUUUCUCUCUGGAAACUCUUGUAGUUUUGAAGGAAUGGACCUCAAAAUUGUGGCAUCGUCAAAGCAUGGUGGUGUCCUUUUUCCUGCUGCUUGCUGCGCUUGUAGCUACGUAUUAUGUGGAAGGAGCACGCCAGCAGUAUGUGUAGCAGAUAGAGAAGUAGUUUCUUUUAUAUGCCUGCUGGAUAGGCCUGGGGAGUCUGUCCUCCGCUGGUCUCGGAACAGGAUUCCUGCUUUAUCUGGGCCCACAUAUAGCUUCAGUUACAUUAGCUGCUUAUGAAUGCAAUUCGGUUAAUUUCCCCGAGCCACCCUAUCCUGACCAGAUUAUCUGCCCAGACGAAGAAGGCACUGAAGGAGCCAUAUCUUUGUGGAGUAUCAUCUCAAGAGUUAGAAUUGAAGCCUGCAUGUGGGGCACUGGGACAGCCACUGGGGAGCUGCCUCUGUAUUUCAUGACCAGGGCAGCUCCCCUCUCAGGUGCUGAACCAGAUGAUGAAGAGUAUCAGGAAUUUGAAGAAAUGCUGGAACACGCAGAGACUGCACAAGACUUUGCAUCACGAGCUAAACUGGUGGUUCAAAAACUAGUACAGAAAGUUGGAUUUUUUGGAAUUUUGGCCUGUGCUUCUAUUCCAAAUGCCCUGUUUGACCUGUCUGGAAUAACAUGUGGACACUUCCUUGUACCUUUUUGGACCUUCUUUGGUGCAACCCUGAUUGGAAAAGCAAUCAUUAAAAUGCAUAUCCAGAAAAUCUUUGUUAUAGUAACUUUCAGCAAGCACAUCGUGGAGCAGAUGGUGGCUUUCAUUGGGGCUGUACCCAGCAUAGGUCCGUCUCUGCAGAGGCCUUUUCAGAAAUACCUGGAGGCCCAGCUACAGAAGCUCCAUCACAGAAGCGAGGCAGGCACAGCGCAGGGAGAAAACUGGUUAUCCUGGACGUUUGAGAAGCUGGUCGUUGCCACGGUGUGUUACUUUAUCCUGUCUAUCAUUAACUCCAUGGUGCAGAGCUAUGCCAAACGAAUCCAGCAGCGCUUGAACUCAGAGGAGAAAACUAAAUAAGCAGAGAGUUUUUAUCUGCAGAAGUUAGCGUGGUGGAGCCCGCCUUACAUCGGGAGGGCUCUCACCAGGAAGGAAGAUCCCCAUUUCCAACCUGUACUGAUUUUUAAAACAUUUCUCCCUGAAAGCAGUUUAGUCCACAUUUUACACUGACAUACUCUUGCUUUCUUUGUUAAGGUAAGGUCUCCACCCUCGAUUC
Rattus rattus (black rat) is the source of this 1516-nucleotide messenger RNA. RefSeq names its product vacuole membrane protein 1-like. NCBI's taxonomy places the organism in Eukaryota, Metazoa, Chordata, Mammalia, Rodentia, Muridae. The record is from RefSeq and is a predicted model, not a curated record. Bases 676 to 1320 code for a protein of 214 amino acids. The transcript has a single exon.